AUGGAAGAUAGUUUUCGAUCGCGUUUGCAGUCUGUGUUAGAAAGAACUGGUGAAGCUGCGUCAGAAUCGACGAAUACUUGGUACGAGCGUGUCAAAAGCUCACUUCCAUGGACGAAUGAUUACUCUGAAGUACCAACCAAUGCUAAUGGAAACUCAUAUUUUCAGAGUUCUGACUUCAGUCUGUCUCGUUGGGAGCGGUACAUGUUGUUUGGACUUUGCUUGUUAGGCAGCUUCGCUUGUUAUGCAAUUGCUUGUUUUAUGUUUCCGGUACUAAUUCUGAAGCCAAGAAGAUUUGUUUUACUGUGGACUAUGGGCAGUCUGUUAGCUGUCUUCGGCUUUGCAAUUCUUCUUGGAUUUAAAGCUCACUUUGAACAACUAAUAACGAAGGAACGACUACCGAUUACAUUAGGUUACUUUGCAAGUUUAGCGGCAACUGUUGUAUCUACAAUUUACUUAAAAUCGUCAAUUCUAAGUAUUGUCUUUGGAGCAAUUCAUAUACUAACAUUUAUCGCUUACUUAAUUGCUUUUUUCCCAUUUGGCACAAGAACAGUUUCGUUUGGAGCUAGAAUGGCCUCACGCUCUAUGUCCAACUGGCUGCCUUAG
Messenger RNA from Schizosaccharomyces cryophilus OY26, 603 nucleotides. RefSeq names its product transporter Sft2. Bases 1 to 603 code for a protein of 200 amino acids. NCBI's taxonomy places the organism in Eukaryota, Fungi, Ascomycota, Schizosaccharomycetes, Schizosaccharomycetales, Schizosaccharomycetaceae. The transcript is spliced from 3 exons. Gene Ontology annotation, cellular component: membrane. The record is from RefSeq and is a predicted model, not a curated record. Gene Ontology annotation, biological process: vesicle-mediated transport.